AUGCCAGCUACUGUGGCUGUUCGUCAAGCUUUGCGGCAGCCUGCCCAGUGCCGCAGUUUCUGGGAUUUCAGCAGAUCUUCUGAUCUUCGGUCCUUGGCACGCGAUAUGGAGCGGCAGGUUGAGAGACUGGAGAGGGAAAUCAUGGGCGGUUUUCCCUUCAAUAGGUUACGGCCUCGUUACAUACCGAUAUCCGGCACCAGCACUUCACCAAAAUCAUAUCGGUAUAACAUUGACGUUGAAGGUUUCAAACCAGAAGAAAUACAAGUGUCAUUGAAGGAUCGUUUAUUAACGCUCUCGGCGAAGAUGGACAGGACAUCCGAGGACGGAAGCAGAUUUUACCAAGAAAUUGUGCGCCAGGUAACAAUUCCCGAAAAUGUGAAAAUUGAAGAGCUGAAGUCUUACAUAAAUGACGGCGUUCUUUCAAUAGAGGCACCCCUUGAGUCUGCCAGCGGACCUAAAGAAAUACCAGUCAGUCGCGAAGAGCAGACAAAUUAA
Schistocerca nitens (vagrant locust) is the source of this 495-nucleotide messenger RNA. RefSeq lists its product as uncharacterized. The transcript has a single exon. Gene Ontology annotation, biological process: protein refolding; response to heat. Gene Ontology annotation, molecular function: protein folding chaperone. Lineage: Eukaryota; Metazoa; Arthropoda; Insecta; Orthoptera; Acrididae. The record is from RefSeq and is a predicted model, not a curated record. Bases 1 to 495 code for a protein of 164 amino acids.